Lates calcarifer (barramundi perch) is the source of this 2188-nucleotide messenger RNA. It is a transcript of the gene ctsf, whose product is annotated as cathepsin F. The coding region runs from base 158 to 1585 and encodes 475 amino acids. The record is from RefSeq and is a predicted model, not a curated record. Lineage: Eukaryota; Metazoa; Chordata; Actinopteri; Centropomidae. Gene Ontology annotation, cellular component: lysosome. Gene Ontology annotation, molecular function: cysteine-type endopeptidase inhibitor activity; cysteine-type endopeptidase activity. The transcript is spliced from 14 exons.
CAUCCCAUAUUUGUUUGGCAACAACACUGUGUCUCCUGCAGAACCGCUGCUGAAAACUUCAUCGAUUUUUUUUUCUGGGAAAUCAAACAUCCCUCUUUUAACUGAGCGCAGACUGGAUACCUGUCCCCUUUCCCUCUGACAACACACCGGGGUUAACAUGGUGGUUGGAUUCCGCUGUUGUCCGGUAAUUCUGUGGCUGGCCCUGGCCGCCGUGCUGGGCUCGGUGCUCGGGCUCGGCGAGGAUCUCGACCGGCCUCUGUUCGGGCCUCCCGGCUCUCCUAUCCGGCUGCAUGAGUCCGACCCGGGCCUGAAAAAGGCUCUGGCAUUCGCCGAGGAUCGCUACAACCGGGGCUCUAAUGCCAUGCAUCUCCGCAAAGUCAGCCGGCUCAUCACUGCAACCAAACAGCUGGUUAAGGGAAUCCGUUACAGUAUUACAGUGGAAGUGAGCAACACUCAGUGUAAGAAAUCCACCAUGCUCAGGACAUGUGACUUCUAUCCCGAGCCACAGAAACUCAAGACGGAGCUGUGCAUGUUUGAGGUGUGGGACAUUCCCUGGCAGGGCACUUCAACUCUGCUCAAACAGAAGUGCCAGCCUAAAGUCGAACCUCAAGUAGAAGAGACCAACAAGGUGGAGGAUCCAUCCACCAGCCAGCCUCUGGAGGAAUCUGUACAGCUGUUGGGCCAGUUUAAAGAGUUCAUGGUUAAAUACAAUAAGGUUUACAGCAGCCAGGAGGAGGCAGACCGUCGUCUGCGCAUCUUCCAUGAGAACCUCAAGACUGCUGAGAAGCUCCAGUCUCUGGAUCAAGGUUCAGCUGAAUAUGGGGUCACGAAGUUCUCUGACUUAACUGAGGAAGAGUUUCGUUCUACAUACCUGAACCCGCUACUGAGCCAAUGGACUCUCCAUCGACUAAUGAAACCAGCCUCUCCUGUGCGAGGUCCCGCCCCCACCAGCUGGGAUUGGCGGGAUCAUGGAGCUGUCAGUCCCGUUAAGAACCAGGGCAUGUGUGGUUCCUGCUGGGCAUUUUCUGUUAUAGGCAACAUUGAAGGCCAGUGGUUCCUGAAAAAUGGAACAUUGCUGUCACUUUCUGAACAAGAGCUUGUUGACUGCGAUGGUUUGGACCAGGCAUGCAGAGGAGGGCUGCCAUCGAAUGCUUAUGAAGCUAUUGAGAAGCUGGGUGGCCUGGAGACAGAGACUGACUACUCCUACACAGGGCACAAGCAGAGGUGUGACUUCACCUCUGGGAAAGUGGCCGCCUAUAUCAACAGCUCUGUGGAGCUGUCCAAGGACGAGAAGGAAAUUGCAGCUUGGCUCGCUGAGAAUGGACCAAUCUCUGUUGCUCUGAAUGCCUUUGCAAUGCAGUUUUACAGGAAGGGUGUGUCUCACCCUUUGAAGAUCUUCUGCAACCCCUGGAUGAUCGACCAUGCUGUGCUCAUGGUGGGAUACGGAGAACGUAAAGGCAUCCCAUUCUGGGCCAUCAAGAACAGCUGGGGGGAGGAUUAUGGAGAGCAGGGUUACUACUACCUCUACAGAGGGUCCAAUGCAUGUGGAAUCAACAAGAUGUGCUCAUCUGCUGUAGUCAAUUAAACCACUAACCACAUAUUCAUACAUACACACACAUCAUACAAAUAUGCACCUCUACACUACUCAUGCCCACAUUUGACCCAGAAUGCAUGAAGACUGUCACAGCCAGACUCACAUAAAGUCCUACUGAAGCUACUUUUCCAUUAAACCAGACUAGCGUUACACCUUCAUAUCUACCACCUGCUGACAGUUUACCAAAAACAUACCAGCUCUAAUAAAGCUAGCUUUUCUGAGAAAUUUUAUGGUAAUUUUAAAGUAGAUGUUUUUUGUGUGCAUUUCAUUCGUUCAUCCGUUAGUCCUGCAGGUCAAAAUGACUGUCGUGUUUUAGACAGUAUUGGUUUUUAACUCAUCUUUCCUCACAGCAACUGAGCCCAUUCAUAAGAUGUGUGCACUAAUUAUUGCUAGACUUAUGUCUUGUCAGUUUUACUGGAUGUUUUGUUGUCAGUGUUUGUUCUAAUAUUAUGCAGUGCUUUAGAGGGGCUUUUGAAAGAUGGGGGGGUUUCCAUAGUGAUUUGCACAUUUCAACAGAUUUGCAGUGUAACUGUUACAACUGCUGUAAGACAGUGAGAAAUGAAUGAAGGUUGAUUAAAAAAGUGUGGAAUCCUA